Messenger RNA from Labrus mixtus (cuckoo wrasse), 1968 nucleotides. RefSeq names its product isocitrate dehydrogenase [NADP], mitochondrial-like. The record is from RefSeq and is a predicted model, not a curated record. The transcript has 11 exons. Gene Ontology annotation, biological process: isocitrate metabolic process. NCBI's taxonomy places the organism in Eukaryota, Metazoa, Chordata, Actinopteri, Labriformes, Labridae. The coding region runs from base 108 to 1496 and encodes 462 amino acids. Gene Ontology annotation, cellular component: mitochondrion. Gene Ontology annotation, molecular function: magnesium ion binding; NAD binding; isocitrate dehydrogenase (NADP+) activity.
AAAGCUCAAAGAAGAAGAGUGUCCAGUACAGUGUACCGGUUGGCGCCUGGUUCAUUCAUACGGGAAGUCUCCGUGGUCGUGAACGUAAACAUCAACCUGUAGUAAACAUGGCGGGUUACUUGAAGGCUGUGAGCUGCAUGUCCAGAGGAGUGUCUCUGUCUCGAAACCCCGCGGUGCUCUCACCGGCCACCGGCUGCCUCCUCACACCACAGCACAGAAACUAUGCCACCAAGCGCAUCAAGGUGGAGAAGCCGGUGGUGGAGAUGGACGGAGACGAGAUGACCCGCAUUAUCUGGGAGUUCAUUAAAGAGAAGCUCAUCUUGCCCAAUGUGGAUGUUGAGCUGAAGUAUUUUGACCUGGGUCUGCCCUACCGGGACCGGACAGAUGACCAGGUCACCAUUGACUCUGCUCUGGCAACCAAGAAAUACAAUGUGGCUGUGAAGUGUGCCACCAUCACCCCUGAUGAGGCCAGAGUUGAGGAGUUUAAGCUAAAGAAUAUGUGGAAGAGUCCAAACGGCACCAUCAGGAACAUCCUGGGUGGGACAGUUUUCCGCGAGCCGAUCCUUUGUAAAAAUAUCCCUCGCCUUGUUCCCGGUUGGACACAACCCAUAGUCAUCGGCAGACAUGCUUUUGGAGAUCAGUACAGGGCCACAGACUUUGUUGUCGACCAGCCUGGAAAGUUCAAGAUGGUGUUUUCCCCGAAUGAUGGUAGCAAGCCGAGGGAGUGGGUGGUGUAUGACUUCCCUGCAGGGGGCUGCGGGAUGGGAAUGUACAACACUGAUGAGUCGAUCAGUGGAUUUGCUCACAGCUGCUUCGAGUAUGCCAUCCAGAAGAAGUGGCCUCUGUACAUGAGCACCAAGAACACAAUCCUCAAGGCCUACGACGGGCGCUUCAAAGACAUCUUCCAGGACAUCUUUGAGAAGAAGUACAAGCCAGAGUUUGACAAGCUAAAGAUCUGGUACGAGCACCGUCUCAUUGAUGACAUGGUGGCCCAGGUCUUGAAGUCCUCUGGAGGAUUUGUCUGGGCCUGCAAGAAUUACGACGGAGAUGUGCAGUCAGACAUUCUGGCUCAGGGUUUUGGCUCUCUGGGUCUGAUGGCAUCUGUUCUUGUUUGUCCUGAUGGUAAGACUAUUGAGGCUGAGGCUGCACACGGCACGGUCACCAGACAUUACCGUGAACACCAGAGGGGAAGACCGACCAGCACCAACCCCAUUGCCAGUAUCUUUGCUUGGACCAGAGGACUGGAGCACAGAGGCAAACUGGAUGGAAAUCCUGACUUGAUAAAGUUCUGCCAGACUUUAGAAAAAGUGUGUGUGGAAACUGUGGAAAACGGUGUGAUGACUAAGGACCUUGCAGGCUGCAUCCAUGGAUUGACCAACUGCAAGCUGAAUGAACAUUAUGUCAACACGGCAGACUUCCUGGAUGCUAUCAAGAACAACCUCGACAAGACUCUUGAGCAAAUGAAAACAAUCAGAAGAUGUGCUUACAAUGUAUAAAGACAAACAAUCGGACUCAAAGCUGAUCGUUUGCUCUUACUGACAUUGUUCCCUCUUUUCUAGAUCCUUGCUUUUGUUGUUCUUACUCUCUGAUGUACGUCGCUUUGGAUAAAAUCGUCUGCUAAGUGAAUUGUAGAUUCAAGCUGUUUUUACCCAACUUUUGUAUGAAUUUGUAUCUAGUAUUGAAUGAACCAAAUUAGCUUUAUUUGUGACAUAUUUGUAGCUUACAGGCACACAGUGCUUGAGGUCCUCUGCCUUUCCUGUUGCCAUUGGACCAAUGCUGUUUUGCACAAUCAACAAAAUGCAUUGUAUUAAUUGAAAUGAUAAUUUAUGAUGGCCAUUUUUAGAGAAGUUUAAAUAAUUUAUAUGUAAUUAUUAAGUAUCUUCAGGGACCAACAGUAUGUAUAUUACAAGGCCAUGUUUUGCAUUGUCAGCAUGAUUAUUUAAAAAGUAAGACAUUGUGAUUUCUGAA